AUUAUCAAAGGCUCAUCCAACCAUGACAUACUCGUACAUCGUGCUGGCUGCAGCUCUCUGCACUCUGUCCCUCUCAGGGGCAUCAAGGAUUGUUGGAGGUCGAGAAGCCAGAGCUCAUACCAGACCAUACAUGGUAUCGCUACAGAUCAGGGGACAACAUUUCUGUGGAGGGUCCCUGAUCAAUCCAAAAUGGGUGCUCACCGCUGCACAUUGCAUGGAAGACACGCCUGUGGACAUAGUACGUGUGGUACUUGGUGCUCAUAACCUGCGCGCACCUGAUCGUUUAGUUCAGGUGUUAAGUAUCCAGGACUCAUUCCAACACCCGGAAUACAACCCCACCACUUUUCGGAAUGAUAUCCUCCUCCUAAAGUUGAACAGUUCAGCUACCAUCACCUCCUCAGUAAUGAAUAUCAGUCUUCCUGACAUCAACUCAGAAGUGGGUCCCGGCUCCCGUUGCUCUGUGGCUGGUUGGGGCACAAUAACUGAUUUUGGGACAUUACCCAGAGCUCUGAUGGAAACAGAUGUAAAUGUGAUCAGUGGUGCUGCCUGCAAUGUGUCUUGGCCACAGGGUAUCUAUAAUAGCAUGCUGUGUACUGCUACUCCUGGAAAUAGGGUCAGGGGCUUCUGCUCUGGUGACUCUGGAGGCCCCCUUGUCUGCCAAAAUCGUGUUGAAGGAGUGGUGUCUUUUUCUGGAUUUCGCUGUGGAAACCCCAGAACCCCAGAUGUGUACACACGCGUCGCAUCCUUUCUGUCUUGGAUAGAGAAAGUGAUAAUAAGAUCUUCAUAGAAGCAAUCACAUGGAAAUAAUUAUAAUAGAUGUCUCCUGUUUUGGAAUGUUAUUAUAAAGUUGUGCUGCUUGUAUCCUUGUAUUUUAAAUGAACAGCUAUCAGAAAAGAGAUUUGUGUAGUUUUAAGGUGGCCAUCCACUACUCAGACUUGUCUGAACUGCAGAUAGCAUCAGAUUUCUCUUGAACUCUCCCGGGAGCGUCCCGGGAAUCGGAUCAGACCCUGGCUUUAAUUUUCAUUACAUUCACUUCAGAUAUAUCUGAUGCAAUAGAUCAUGUGCCAGAUCGCAUCAGAUAUAUCUGAUGCACACAUGCUACAUGUGAUUUAUCUGCUGCUGCUGCUGCCGCUGUUCCCCCUCUUGGUGGGUGGGAAUGGUCAGGGAGAUGCCAGUCAAGUGACGCUUCAGAUGAAUCUGAUCAGAUACAUCUGAAGUAAAAAACACAAUCCGAUGUGCACCUGCUUUCUACAGAUUCAGAUAAAUAGUUGGGGCAGCCUCAGAGAUCUGUAGUUCAGACACAUCUGACACGGGAGUGAGCAUUGGAUCUGAAUAGCCAUACAAUGUGACACUUUUCUUCAGAUAUGACGGUCAGAUGCAUCGAAAUCUGAAGAAAACUGCCCAAAUCUGACUAGUGGAUGGGGGCCUUAACUGUAAUGCACAUUAGCCUGCUUCUGGGGAAGUGGGAAUAAAUCAAAAGGACACAUUUACAAAUAA
Pseudophryne corroboree (corroboree frog) is the source of this 1497-nucleotide messenger RNA. RefSeq names its product serine protease 57 (gene PRSS57). The transcript is spliced from 5 exons. The coding region runs from base 23 to 787 and encodes 254 amino acids. Gene Ontology annotation, biological process: proteolysis. Gene Ontology annotation, molecular function: serine-type endopeptidase activity. The record is from RefSeq and is a predicted model, not a curated record. Lineage: Eukaryota; Metazoa; Chordata; Amphibia; Anura; Myobatrachidae.